Messenger RNA from Helianthus annuus (common sunflower), 1811 nucleotides. RefSeq names its product heat shock factor protein HSF8. Gene Ontology annotation, cellular component: nucleus. The record is from RefSeq and is a predicted model, not a curated record. Gene Ontology annotation, molecular function: RNA polymerase II cis-regulatory region sequence-specific DNA binding; DNA-binding transcription factor activity. The transcript is spliced from 2 exons. Bases 179 to 1573 code for a protein of 464 amino acids. Gene Ontology annotation, biological process: regulation of transcription by RNA polymerase II. Lineage: Eukaryota; Viridiplantae; Streptophyta; Magnoliopsida; Asterales; Asteraceae.
AAAAAAAGAAAACAAUAUGCUCUCGUGUCCCUCUUUCAUCAUAGCAAUGGCCCUAUCUAAUCACCGCUUUCUUCUUCCAAACUUUUCUCCAUACUUCCUCGUCUAAAUCUUUCAAUUAGGGUUUACACUCAUCAAUGGCAGACACACAAACCCUAAAUUAACCACACCAUCCAUCACCAUGGAGCCUCGUACUCACAGCAACGGUACCGCCACCGCAUCCGACGGCGCCAGCGCCGCCGUUCCGCCGCCUGCACCGCCGCCGAUGUCCAGUGUCAAUGCUCCGCCACCGUUCUUAGUGAAAACUUACGAUAUGGUUGAUGAUCCGGCCACCGAUAAGGUUGUUUCGUGGAGUGCUACGAAUAAUAGCUUCGUUGUGUGGGAUCCACCGGAGUUUGCUAGAGAUCUCUUGCCGAAAUACUUUAAGCAUAAUAAUUUCUCCAGCUUUGUUCGCCAGCUCAAUACUUAUGGAUUUAGAAAAGUCGAUCCCGAUCGCUGGGAAUUCGCCAACGAGGGAUUUCUGCGCGGUCAAAAACACUUAUUAAAAACUAUAGUCAGGCGAAAAUCAACUUCAGGACACCCGCAACCGCCUCAACAAACUCAUCAACAAACAUCCUCAGUUGGUGCAUGUGUUGAAGUUGGAAAAUUUGGUCUAGAAGAAGAAGUUGAGAGACUAAAACGAGACAAAAACGUUCUAAUGCAAGAACUCGUGAGGUUACGACAGCAGCAACAAUCAACAGAUAGUCAAAUGCAGUCAAUGGUUCAACGUCUUCAGGGAAUGGAACAACGACAGCAACAAAUGAUGUCGUUUUUAGCAAAAGCGGUUAACAGCCCCGGGUUUUUGGCUCACUUUGUACAACAGCAAAACGAAAGCACUCGUCUCAUUACAGAAGGGAAUAAAAAACGAAGGUAUAAAGAAGACGAAGUUAUUUCAAACGAACAUUCUUCCGAUGGAAGGAUUGUUAGAUACCAACCCAAGAUGAAUGAUGCUGCACAAGCAAUGCUUAAACAAAUCAUGAAACUCGAUAAUACGUCACGUUUAAAUCCUUUUAGUUCGGGAGUUACUCUUCAAGAUGUCACGCCACCAGCUUCGGGUCAAUCAUAUUUACCAGCAGUGACGGAUGUACUUUCGGCACCUCUAGAAGCGAAUUCCGGAGUGGUCGCAGCAGAUCAUUUCCCGGAUACAAGCCCGAUACUCGACAGUCAAGAUUUGUCCGAUGUGUCCGAGCUCUCACAGUUGCAAGAAAUGAUGACAGACGUCAACAUAUCCAGUGACAGUUACAUGAACGCCGAAGCACAGAAUCAAGCACUGAUGGAUGAAAAACUUGCGUUAGAUAUAGGGAGUUUUUCUCCUGAUGCUGACGUGGAAUGGGAUAGUAAUUUGCUGACGGAAAUGGAGAAAUAUCUGACCGCAUAUGACCCGUCUUGGGAGCAGUUUCUUGAACAGAAACCAGAGGGCGAUGCGAAUGAUGAAAUGGACUCAGGGACCGUGGCUGUGGAUGAUAAUAUGACGGAGGGAAGUGAAAGCAAGCUGUCGGAAACCGAGUUUGUUUCUUCAAAUACGAAAAAAAGUUGACUGUUUUUCGAAUAUGAUUUGGGGUAUAUGAUCAAAGUAAUAUAGUAGAUGUUCUACUCAUCAGUCUGUUGUGUUUUUGUGUUGACCUUAAAAGGAAGCUAAUGCUUGAUCAGCAUUUCCCUGUCUGUCCCCUGCAACUUUCUAUUUGCACGAGGUAGUUUUAUACUUGGUAUUUUAGACUCGGGUCAUGUCUUUCGAAAACACGUAUGAAAUCUCCUAACUUUUAUGUUUGGAGUGA